AUGUUGGACAGUUCAUCCCUUGAGGUAAUAUCACGAUUUAAGCAAGCUCUCUUAUCUAAACAAGAACAAGAGAAACAACAAAAACAGCCAUCAUCACUGUCACAACACUCUCACCAACAAGAAGAACCAUUAAUCAAAGAAUCAUUGCCAACAUAUAAUAGAGGAUACAAACUAGAUAAUAGAGACAGCUCAGAUAGUUCAUACAUUCUUAACCCGAAAGUGGUUGAAUAUGAAAAUAAACAACAUUUGGUCUUAACCAAUGAAGCAAUAGAACGAGGUAAUAAUAAAAAUAAAAGAAGAUGGAUACAAACAUUUAUACCACCCCAAGAUCGAGAACAACUGGAAGAUGACCAAUUCACUUCAGAAAGUGACGAUGAUAACGAUUCAUCGGAUGAUGAGCAUCCACUUAAAAGAUUAAAAUUAACCGAAAUUUUAGCUCCUUUGAAUCAUCCUUCUGAAAUAAUCACUCAUCCAGCAAUUGGAAAAACUUAUAAACUGCCAGUUUUUAAUAAAUUAGCAUUAGAAUUGAUUGAAUUGAUUGAAGUUGAACAAAAUAAUUUAAAUUGGUUGAAUAAAUUAUUACAAGUUUUGAAUGGAGAAGAUUGGUUUUAUUUAUUGGAUGAAAAUAUUGGAUUGAAAGAAUAUGAUCAUGGAUUGGAUGAAGAAAAGACAGCUGCUAUACAAGCUAAAUUGACAGCAGCUGCAGCUUCAGCGGCUGCUACUACCACAACUGAGGAAGCAAAAGCAAAGACGAAGUCGGCUACUCCUGUGUCAACUACCCAAGCUGUUGAAACUGCUAAUUCAUCCCAAACGAAUACUGUCUCUCCAGCACCACCUCCAACUACUGCUAAUGAAGACGAAGCUAUCAACUCUGCAAAGAAGGAUAGCACACCCGUAGUAUCUUCGGCACCGACUGAAAAAGAGGCAACUGUUGGCUCGUCGGGUGCCGUAGAAGAACCUAAACAAGAAACCCCUGAGUCUGAUACUGAAUCCGUCACUGAUCCCUUCUUUGCCCUUCCAGAAGCACUUCGUCGUUAUGAAUUAUUUCAACAACAAUUAACUGAUCCUAAUGAUAAACUAGCCAACCUUAAAGAAGACUUGAUUAAUUAUCUUCAAGUGAGCAUCCAGAGACAACAUGAAUACAUCAAAAAUUUAACGAAUUUAAGAAAUGGUAUUGUAAGAGCUGAAAGAUUAAAGAAGGAUUUAUAUAAAUGGGGGAAAGAAAUGCAUGAUAAAAAGAGUAGUUAG
Molecule: messenger RNA, 1248 nt
Organism: Hemisphaericaspora subhashii
Lineage: Eukaryota; Fungi; Ascomycota; Pichiomycetes; Serinales; Debaryomycetaceae
Exons: 1
Coding region: 1-1248 (415 amino acids)
Biological process (GO): negative regulation of silent mating-type cassette heterochromatin formation; negative regulation of rDNA heterochromatin formation
Cellular component (GO): cytosol; Rpd3L complex
Source: RefSeq, a predicted model, not a curated record